This is a messenger RNA of Seminavis robusta, 711 nucleotides long. The record is from the annotation of a GenBank genome assembly. Lineage: Eukaryota; Bacillariophyta; Bacillariophyceae; Naviculales; Naviculaceae.
GUACCGCUGGCUAAAAAUAGUCCGUCCAUCCAACACAGGCUAUUCUACGGAAUGCGCAAAGGAGGCGGCCCACUGGGCGUGAUUUUCGGUUCGGGCGGAGAAACGGAAAAUUUGGGUUUCUCCGAACGGCCGACACAUCCGCUGCGAAGCGAAGGCAAAAGCGCAAACUAGCAAACCUCACAAAUUUAGCAACUCAAACCAAGAAAACACCAAGCCACAACAACAGAAACCCCAGCAACGUAAAAAUCAGCAGCAUCAUGUCCUUGGCACCUGACUAUGAAACUCGCGCUCAGAUGAACGACUUUGCCUCCCCCAAAGAGAUAGUGGACGCGUUGGCAAGACCCGGCACGGUAGUUUUGGAUGUGAGGACCGAAGACGAGAUAGCAGAGGCCAAGUUGGAGACUCCUGACUCUGUCCAUUGGACCAAGACUGGGUGCAGCCGAACUCAGUGCCCUGCUCUAGAAACUGAUCCCAGUCAAUUCGUAAAAGACAAGAAUGCCACUGUGAUUGUCUACUGUGCCAGUGGAGCUCGUGCCAACCGAGCCAAGAUUACCCUGGAGAAGCAAGGAUACACCAAAGUCUUGAAUGGAGGCGGCCUCAAGGAUAUGCUGGUCUAUCCUCAACUGGACAUCUAACAACACUAAUCCGUUAUUCAAUAAAUCUGAUUUAUCUAUCCUGUUUGGUUGUCAGAUUAUGCAAAGGCAUGGCGCA